ACUAAAGGUGGGAUUAUUAGUUUACAAUUUUCAUUUAAGAAAAGACAAAUAUUAUAUGUUGAAUGGGUAAAUCGUGAGUCUCUUACAGAAAGCUAUCCCCGUUCACAAAUGGCGGCAAUUUCUCUCUCCUCCCCAUCAAUCACCCGCACACACUUCCACUUCUCUCACCCCCGCAUCCAAUCACAUCACUUCCCGCUAUUUUCUCUCUCCUCGAUCCACCUCCGCCGCACCACCAACCUCCGACUGUUAACUCCGAAGCAGAAAUGGGCACCAGCAGCUUACGUACACGGACCCGCUUCAGACUAUUCGGUAUCUGACCCGAACCCGAACCCGGACCCGAAAGUCGAGGGGUUUGGGAGAGAGAAAGUUGAACCAGAAGUUGCCAUAAGUUGGGGAACUUUCUGGAAUUUGUUGGUGGACCAAAAAUGGCGUCUUGCUCUUUGUGUUUCUGCUCUUGUUGGGGGUACUGCUUGUACCCUUUCUAUGCCUCUUUUCUCAGGGAGGUUUUUUGAAGUUCUUUCAGGAACGACACCCGAGCCUUUGUGGAAAGUAAUGAGUAAAAUUGCAUUUGUAUAUUCAUUAGAACCAAUCUUCACUGUGAUAUUUGUCAUAAACAUGAACAAAAUUUGGGAGAAGGUUAUGUCUGUUUUAAGAGCUCAGAUAUUCCGGAGGAUGUUAAUUCAAAAGGUGGAAUUUUUUGACCGCUACAAGGUUGGGGAACUGACUGGAUUGUUGACCUCUGAUUUGGGGUCUGUUAAAGACAUUGUCAGUGAAAAUGUUUCAAGGGACAGAGGAUUCAGAGCACUUUCCGAGAUUGUUGGAACUAUUUGCAUCCUGUUCACUCUUUCACCACAACUCGCACCAAUAUUGGGUUUGCUUAUGCUUAUUGUCUCCAUUUUAGUAGCUGUUUACAAGCGGUCAACUAUGCCUAUCUUUAAAGCUCAUGGUUUGGCACAGUCUUCAAUGUCUGACUGUGUGACAGAAACAAUUUCGGCCAUUCGCACUGUGAGAUCCUUUUGUGGGGAAAAGCGCCAAAUGUCAGCAUUUGGUAACCAGAUACUUGCUUAUCAGGCGAGUGGCAUUAAGCUGGGGACUUACAAAUCCAUUAAUGAAUCAGUGACCCGAAUUGCAGUUUAUGUAUCAUUAUUGGCUUUGUAUAUCCUUGGAGGAAACAAAGUUAAAGCGGGUGAACUCUCAGUUGGAACCGUGGUUUCUUUCAUCGGAUAUACCUUUACUCUGACAUUUGCUGUUCAAGGAUUGGUUUAUACAUUUGGAGAUCUACGUGGGGCUUUUGCUGCUGUCGAGAGGAUUAAUUCGAUUCUCUCUGGGUCAGAAAUUGACGAAGCUCUUGCUUAUGGUUUAGAAAGACAGAUUCAACCAAAAGAUGUUCAGGACGAAAAGUUUCAAUUAUUUGUUGUCAAUGGAUUUGAUGAGAAACAGCAAUCUAAUCAUAUGCAUUACAUGUCAGCCUUGGGCUCAUCAAGUGAUGUGUAUAACGUAGCCUGGUCCGGUGACAUUAGUCUUGAAGAUGUCCACUUUUCUUAUCCAUUGAGACCUGAUGUUGAGGUCCUUAAAGGUCUUAACCUUACAUUAAAGAGUGGAACUAUUACUGCUCUUGUGGGAUCAAGCGGUGCAGGGAAGAGUACAAUUGUACAGUUGCUGGCACGUUUUUAUGAGCCAACCAGUGGCCGCAUAACUGUGGCUGGAGAAGAUGUUAGAAUGUUUGAUAAAAGUGAAUGGGCUCGAGCUGUCUCAAUAGUGAACCAAGAUCCAGUUCUCUUCUCUGUGUCUGUUGCAGAGAACAUUGCAUAUGGUCAACCGGAUGCUAAUGUAUCUAAGGAUGAUAUAGUAAAAGCAGCAAAAGCCGCUAAUGCUCAUGAAUUUAUCAUAUCACUCCCACAGGGUUAUGACACUCUAGUUGGUGAGCGUGGAGGUCUCCUUAGUGGGGGGCAAAGGCAGAGAGUUGCAAUUGCGAGGGCGCUUCUAAAAAAUGCUCCAAUUUUGAUUCUUGAUGAGGCUACAAGUGCCUUGGAUACAGUUAGCGAGCGUUUGGUCCAGGAUGCUUUGAAUCAUCUUAUGAAAGGAAGAACAACAUUGGUAAUAGCUCACCGUUUAAGCACAGUCCAGAAUGCCCAUCAAAUUGCACUUUGUUCUGAUGGGAGGAUUGCAGAACUUGGGACACAUUAUGAAUUGUUGUCACAAGAUGGCCAAUAUGCUUCAUUAGUGGGAUCCCAGAGGCUUGCGUUUGAGUGAAUUUGCAGUAUAUUACCAUAAUGGCUGUCAAUGUCCAUCAUAAAGCGCUACCGAAGGUGGAAAGAAGAUAUGCUUCAGUUUCAAAGGGAUACUUCAAACACUAUAACAAGAUAAAGAACUAAGAAAGUUCUUAGUACAUUUCUCAUCUAAAGAAGCUCAACAAUCAAUUGUUACAGUCGGCUGCUGAUUCAUUGCUGUAAAACAUGGUAAGAAACAAUGGGAAUUUCCUUUUAUUGCAUGCAACUUUCAUGGUUGACUAACUAUUUGAUAAAUUGAUCCUUCUGUGCGCUUUGCUUUGGUUCUCUUUCUUAUUUUAUUUGUCCCAGAACAUUCGAACUUUUGGGUUUGUAUUGAGUCUAAACUAGAAAUAAGAUAUAGUGGCUUUCAAUCUGGUGAGGCAUUCAGAAGGCAGGCCAAGAGCUAUAUUUAUGUAGUUGUCAUCAAGAAGAUCAACUCAAGCCACACUGAUCAACUUGCAACUCCCAUCUUUGCCAGCCUCUGCCCUCGGUUGCUCAUUGUUAGUGCUCUGGUGCUCCCUUCAGCUGUAAAUAUCAUAUCUAUGGGGAGAGGAGGUUCCUUAUGGAAACCAAGAGUUUGGAUUAAUUUAGUUCGACUUGUACUGGCAAACUGCACAGCAUAAAGUUGCUGUUCGUUUCACACAAACAGCUUUUUCAAAUCAAUGAUUGAAGUCGUAUGUAGCAGAGGAUUAGCUGUGGAAUUGGUCUAUUUACAAUUUUUUAUCUGAGUAUGCUGAAGUAAUUUUUAUGGUAUUUCUUAUCCAUAUAGUCAGUACUCAGUAUGUACCUUUCCAGAUUCCUCGUUGGAUGAUUUCAAAGACGAUAUCAGUCUUCACAAGAGGGUGGGAGCAGGAUUCACCCUUUAAACUGUGGUGUUGUGAUUGUCAAAAUCUUAUCUGACUGGAACUUGGCCUUUGACUUAAUCGUUCUUGAUUUGAUAUGGUUUCUGGUCCAUCUCCCACUUCCGUUAUAGCUGUAAUGAAAUGUGCAGCUUGCAGCCAUUCAGUGUCUAAAUCCUUCAUUGUUGUAAUACUAUUGUUUGAUAAUUGUGUCUAAGAAACAAUAAUUUGGUUUACAGCGAAAGAAUUGGAGCACUGCAUUUCUGGUUGCUGGCUGAAGAAGACUCAAAGGAUGAAGGAGAUAACCAUUGAUCCUGUUUGUAGAUUGGAGUUUUUUCUUUAGUCAUGUACAAGCUGUAAUUAGAGUUGUAAUAUUGGUACUAGGUGUAUUUAAAUACCUGCUCACUCUUGUUUUACAAAAAAAACAAAUCUCUUUUUUCAUGCAAUUAACAUUCAAAGCA
Molecule: messenger RNA, 3570 nt
Organism: Chenopodium quinoa (quinoa)
Lineage: Eukaryota; Viridiplantae; Streptophyta; Magnoliopsida; Caryophyllales; Amaranthaceae
Product: ABC transporter B family member 28-like
Exons: 17
Coding region: 109-2253 (714 amino acids)
Biological process (GO): transmembrane transport
Cellular component (GO): membrane
Molecular function (GO): ATP hydrolysis activity; ABC-type oligopeptide transporter activity; ATP binding
Source: RefSeq, a predicted model, not a curated record